CGACGAAUGGCCACCAACCAACGAUGAAAAAAGACUACAAAAACGGUACGAUAAAACAACCACAUCAAGACGAAAGAACCGGUGCGGAACAAUUAACGUACAGGUGCAAUAAUGAUGAAAGUGCAACCGCAAAAUUAAGAAAGGAUAAACCAGUACAAAAAAACGAAAGGGUAAUCAUAGAAAUGAUAGAAAAACGAUUCGAACAAAGUUAA
This is a messenger RNA of Dentiscutata erythropus, 212 nucleotides long. NCBI's taxonomy places the organism in Eukaryota, Fungi, Glomeromycota, Glomeromycetes, Diversisporales, Gigasporaceae. The record is from the annotation of a GenBank genome assembly.